This is a messenger RNA of Aspergillus tubingensis, 954 nucleotides long. RefSeq names its product ChrR Cupin-like domain family protein. The record is from RefSeq and is a predicted model, not a curated record. The transcript is spliced from 7 exons. The coding region runs from base 1 to 954 and encodes 317 amino acids. NCBI's taxonomy places the organism in Eukaryota, Fungi, Ascomycota, Eurotiomycetes, Eurotiales, Aspergillaceae.
AUGCAGCAAAGCUUUCCAGUACGCUCGGAGAGUGAGGACCGUGGGCCCUUGAUUGUCAUCGUCAAUGGUACCGUGACCGGGUUCGCAGCGGCCAUCGUUGUCCUGCGAUUCAUAUCCCGGGCUGCGAUUGUAAAGCGGCUAGGCUUGGAUGACUGGACAAUGAUGCUCGCCACGGUCACGGCCAUUUUGAAUGUUGCCAUUGCAGGUCUUGGAGUCAAAUAUGGUACAGGGAAACAUGAUGGCAUUCUUCCGAAGGCCGAUGCGUUACCAGCAGCCAAGAUUCGCUACGUCACUCACAUCAUAUACACCCUCAUUACUGGCCUGAUCAAGACGUCAAUCUGCCUAUUAUACCUGCGCCUCUUCCCGAAUCUUCGCAACAUCACUCUAGGCACCAUCGCUUUCAUCGCCGCCAUGAGCAUCGCCAUUAUCCUUGCCACCAUCUUCCAAUGCUCUCCGGUGGAUGCGGUUUAUGAUCUUAUGAUCCCCAAAAAUACGACCACUAUAAGUGUUUCGCAUCUAUUCCAUUUUGCUUUGCCAAUUCGGACUAUUUUAGGCCUACAAAUCAGGCAGAUGAAACGCGCGGUCGUCAUCGGGCUAUUAUCCUUGGGAACGUUCGCCUGCAUUGCCAGCAUUGUUCGAAUGGUGUACAUCAUCAAGCUUUAUGAGAGCACCGAUCCAAGCUGGAGCACAUUCGGCGUGUCCGUGUCGUCGGGUAUCGAAGUGGCUAUCUCCAUCAUUGCCGCUAGUUUGCCGAGCACCAAGCCAGUCAUCGAUCUGAUCUUCCCAAAACUGUUCUCUACCACCGCCAAGUCCCAUACUACUAGCGGAAGAUUGUAUCCCAUUCAGGCCUCAGGCCGCAGUCAUCGCCAGCAUGAUGAGAUCUCACUUGUUCAUUUGACUAUGGAAUGUGAUUCCGGGAAGGAUAACUCUACGACCGCAGUGUCCCAUGCUUAA